AUGAUAUUCUGGGCAAAUCUCAUACAGACCCUUGCCGUUGAAGGCAUACAGCAAGGCCAUCCGAAAACACGAAUGCAGGUAAUUGCAACUGCAAUCGUUUAUUUCAAACGUUUCUAUGCUCGACGCUCUUAUAAAGAUGUUGAUCCACUUCUUAUUGCUUGUGCUUCCGUGUUCCUUGCGUCAAAGGUUGAGGAACACGGUCUUAUGUCCAUGUCCAAUCUCAUCAAAACAAUCCCCAAUUGUCUGAAAAAAUGGCCUAACCUUACAUACGAUGCAUCGUCGAAAAAUAGUGGUCUAUAUGAUGCUGAGUUCAUAUUGGUCGAAAUGCUCGACUGCUGUCUUGUAGUUUACCAUCCGUAUCGCCCUCUCACUACAAUGCUGCAGGUUAGAACAAACUUUGGCGUUAUUUCCCCUUGUGGUGGGAGGGGGGAGGAGGGAUUGUCACUUCUAUAA
This is a messenger RNA of Cooperia oncophora, 453 nucleotides long. Lineage: Eukaryota; Metazoa; Nematoda; Chromadorea; Rhabditida; Trichostrongylidae. The record is from the annotation of a GenBank genome assembly.